GAAAGCGUCGGAGGGCGGUGACGUGUGUGUGCGGUCAGUGAAGAGCGCAGGGCGGAUCAGCUUGAGGCCGCGACACCGACACACGCGCGGAAAACUCUCGCAAGACCAACGGAAACGGAGUGAUGGCGGAUCUGAGCUUGACUGACGCUCUAAACGAUGCUCCUCAGCCGGACGUGGAGGAUGUCGUGGAGAGAGAUUUUGUGGCUACGCUAGAGGCCGAAGCUUUCGAUGAUCAGGUCGGAGAAACGGUCGGAAAAACGGACUUUAUUCCACUGCUGGACAAUGACGGGAAGGAUCCAGGUACAGUAGUGGAGAAAGGACAGCAGGAAGCUCAAAGGGUUCAUAAAUCCGGCGCUGCGAGUCCGCUGAUGUCCUGGAAGGAGAAACAAGAGGACGUCCAGACACAUCUGACCACUGAAACUGACCUGCUGUCAGUCUCGAUGUCUGGAUGUCCUGAUCAGUUUGGCUCUCAGAUGAUGAUGGACAGCAGCUCCAUGGGGUCGUUCACAGAUUUCUCUGAGCCGAUCACAGGUGCUGCUCCACUUCAGACUGAAAGAGCUUCUGGUGUAGCUGAAACACAGAGUCCAGCAGCGGUUCAGGCCUCUGAAGCCCCAAACAACCCAGCUGAACCCCUGCCGGCCAGCACAGCCAAGAGCCCACUGGACACAUCUGCAGGUGUCUUUGCUGACCGAUGGUCUGAUGAGGCCGGCAUCCCAUCCGACCUGCCCUUCACGCCUAGUGUUUCCACCAUUAUCACUCGCCACGCCAGUCAGCUGGUGGAGAGCCCACAUGAUACACCGGACCCUCAGUGGUCCCCGAGAGAUAGCGAGGACAGGGAAAGUGAAGGAUCCGACCGAAAGAAGGAAAAGAAGAAGAAAAAACGACGACCCAGAGACGAGGUUUAUGACUUUAACACUGAAAUGCAAAGUGAAAGUGCUUUAUCUGAGAGCCCCCAUCAAUCGUCCCCACUCAAGGAAGGCUGGGAAGAUGGCGGACGCAUCGGCGGGAGAGUUAAGAGGCCAAAAAGUCGCAAGAAGAUCCCAGAGGAAUGGGCGAUCAACGCUGAACCCUUUGUUCCAGCUUCCGCCUCCAUGCAUCAGGAGUUUGCUCAGUCUGAAGUGGACAGCGGUCUUGUAUCGCUUUCUGAAGACUUCACUGAUGAAAGUCUCAUUCCUAUGUCUCUUACCCAAGAUUUGCUAUCCCUGACAGCCACAUCUCCACCAUCCACAACUACCUUUGAACAUGCAAUAAAUUCCCCUAAAUCUCCCACUUUAUCUCCCUUGGCAAUGUCCUCAGGAUUGCACAACAUCAUGAUGGAAACCGACAGUGCUUUCAACCUGGAAAGCAAAGCUGAUUCUCUUGCUUUCAGCCUCAAUGAUACUCAACCUUCUCCUCGAGGAACUUUCGGGGAGCCAAUGUUUGGGCAAGAUCCCUCGUUCGCUGAUCCCAUGAGCACCCAAGACUCGUCAUUGAAGGCACCCCAGGCGUCCACUCCAGGAAGCACUUGUUUUGUACCACCAAUGGAGGCAUUGAUCUCAGCUCCACCUUUUUCUCCAUCUGGACCUGCUUGGUCUCUUAAUAACCACAAUCAACCACAAUUUGGUCUUGAAGGGGAUUCCUUUGAGACCCAAGUCUCGGCACCUCUUGCUUCACCAAAGAGCAAAUCCCCAAAAUCCAAACAAGGCAAGAAGUCAUCCUCAACUAAAAGUCCAACCUCUCCUGAUGCAAAGUUGCUUCCUCCACAAACUUCUGGCCUGAAUCCUGCCGCUCCCCCGUUUUUUCCUAGCUUCGCAGAACCUCGGGAGCAAACCGCGGGAUUGUCCUUUGAAUUGGAAGAAAACUCUGAGAAGAACAAGCCGGAGGUGAAUAAAAUGGACCCUGUCCAGAAGUUUGAUGAAUUUGACAUCUUCAGCAAGACAGAGAAAGAUCAGAAGAUGGAGACAAUAACAGAGAAAGACAAAUCUGAGCCCAAACAGACAACCAAAGCAGAAAACACAGAACCUCUGGACAAAAACAAAGAGGUGGAGAAGAAAACGGAUGAAACCGUUCACCAUGUUGAAACGCCAGUGAAAGUGGAGAAGAUUGAAAAAGUGGAAAGAAGCACUAAAGAUGAGACGGAAAAAGCUGCAAUGGUGGAGAAAAGCACUGAUUUAAUAGAAAAGACAACAGAGUUCUCCCCAAAGAAAGAGGAGCCGGUGGAGAAACAAGAGCUGAAGAAAGAAGAAGUGAAAGUCGAGAACAAAUCAGAGCAGAAAGAUGAUGUGAAGGAGAAAGCUGAACAGAAGACCCAACAAGACAAAACAGAGGAGGAGAAAGUAGAAGAGAAAGCAGAAAAGAGCGAACCGGCUGAUAAGAAACCUGCCAAAGCUGAGACGAAGGAUGACAAAGCCAAAAAAGCAGCUGCUAAACCCUCAGCGGCCAAACCUGCGCUAACCAACGGUGCUCCUGGAAAAGACUUGAGCAGUCCUGAGAAGAAGACCAAGCCUGUUGCUGGAUUAAGCAAACCCAGCUCUGCCAAGCCCCGCCCCAGCUCCGCCUCCACCUCUACAGCUGCCCCCAAGCGUCCAACCGCUACCUCAGCCUCCAGCGGCUCCGCCCCCAUCAGUAAAAAAGCCCCUGCACCCAAAACAUCCGCUGCACCCGCGGGCACCAAACGGCCCGCCACGGCCACAGCACGACCCCCCACCGCCACCACAGCGGCCAGAGACGUCAAGCCCAAGUCGCUCACAGAGAAGCGUCCACUGGUGCCCAAGCCCAGCACUGCUCCCUCUCGACCCGCUGCAGACAAACCUGCGUCCACAACACGACCCACAGCCAGCGCUCCCGCGGCCCGACGCCCCCUUGCUGCGAAGGCUGAGAGCAAACCAGCAGACGACAAGAAAGCCAGCACACUGAAAACUACAGUUACAGAUGGCGCCCGCUCUAAACCUGCAACCGCCAGACCCUCCACCUCCGGCACUAUCAGCAGCAGCGCCUCCACCCGCCCUCGACCCACCAAAACCCCCUUAGCAGGCGGCACCGGCACCACUCCUGAGGUUCCGAGGAUCCAAACAAUGCCCCGCCCCCCUCGACAAUCCAUCUUCAGCACCAGCACCACCAACACAACCAGAAGCACCGCCCGCACCACCACCACAACCAGCACCACCCGCAUUACAAGCAGCAGCACCGCUAGCACUGCCCGGCCCAGCUCCACAGCCGCUCCAGACGUCAAGAACAUCCGCUCCAAGAUCGGCUCCACAGACAACAUCAAACACCAGCCUGGAGGAGGAAAGGUUUCAGGGUCUCAGAGCAGGACGGACUCACAGAUCUCAGCCUCCAAAGAGAGCAGCCAGGGCAAAGUUCAGAUAGUCUCCAAAAAAGUGGACUACAGUCACGUGACCUCACGCUUGGGCUCCAAGGACAAUAUGAAACAUAUUCCUGGUGGAGGGAACGUUCAGAUUCUCAGCAAGAAGAUCGACUUGAGUAAAGUGACCUCGAAGUGUGGAUCCAAAUCCAACAUCAAACAUAAACCAGGUGGAGGUGAAGUCAAGAUCGAGAGCCAUAAGGUGAACUAUAAGGAUAAAGCUCAGUCCAAGGUGGGAUCCAUGGAUAAUGUCAACCAUGAGCCUGGAGGAGGGAAAAUCAAGAUUGAGUCUUUCAAGCUAAAUUUCCGCGAGAACGCCCGCUCUCGCACGGACCACGGCGCCGACAUCAUCGAGUGGCCCGUUUCUGAUGAAAACCCAGUCCAGCAACAGCUUCUCCGCAGCAGCGUCUCGCUCAACGAUUCGCUGUCCUCCACCGCCGGCAUCCCUCGCUCUCACACCACCCCGAACCUGGAGCACACAUGACUCUCGCUUCCCAUUGGCCCGCUGCGCUCUAAACCCCACCUCCUACCAUUGCUCUGACUCAUCAUGUGAUUGGUGUGCUCUUUGUUGACGCUCCUGAUUGUGACUCCUGAAGGAUGAUGUGCAAAACAAUGAGUUGGCUAAACUGAACCUUCUACAUCCUCAAGUGUUGUAGAGCAUGAAUUUAGCGGCGUUUCUUUUAUUAUUGAUCUGUUCUGUACUCCUCAUAUUCAUCGUCAUGUGUCCAUCUGACCGCUGCAUACACACACACACACACAUCUCAGAUCCAUCUGGACAUUAGAUCCUGCUGCCUUCAGGUCAUUCAGGUGGGAAAAACAAGUAAUGUUAAAGAUUUUUAGAUGGAAGAUCAAUGCUUUCCAAUCAAACUAAAAUCAACAAAGUUCAUUAGAUGUGGAACUGAUAUUCUGCAAAAGCUCAUUUUUUAAUCAAACUACUCGCUCUAUAAGCAAGUGUGUUCAUGAUUAUACAUAAUAAGCAGAAUAAAAUAUUACGAGACGAUCAGUUUGCGUCAUCAAGCUGUUUUUAACGUCUAGAAAUCAAUAGAAGGUAAUGAGAGCGGAGGACUGUCGUUGCGUCCCAAUUCACACACUUAUACUACGCCCUAAAAGUGUUUACUUUUUUUGUGAAGGAAAAGUGUAUAUAUUUGAUUGUGUAACAGAAGAGUAUGCAAGCUUUGGAAUAUACUAAUUCCCUAUCAUAUUUAAUAGCCUACCUAAGCAGCAGCAGUGUAAUCUGCCAUUGGCGAGUCUUUCAUGCAGAGAAAUCUCCUCGGUUCUUUGGAUAAUUCUGCAUUUUGAAGUUAAUAUGCAAACAUGUCUUGAUAUAGGUACACAUUGUUGUUGCAGAUGAAAGAUAAUUAACUUUAAUUAACUUUACUGAAGCCUCUUGACUUGAUGGUUUGUCUCUCAUUUCCGCCAUGUUUGUAGUUUAUUUACACUUUUUACGACUUUGUAGUCAAAUUCAUGUCCAACGCACAAUGUGUUAGCGCUAUUGCUAUUAUUAUUAUUAUUAUUAAUAAUAUUAUUAUUAUUAUUAUAACUUUAAUAUUAUCAAUUAGAGUACAGACAGUUGUACACUUCAAAUUUUUACCAGAAAUAGUAAAUCAUCCGGGAACUUUUGGCAUACUCUUUUUAAAACACUAUGGUUUGGGACAUACUAAUUCUGUUUUCGAAUACUCUUUAGGACGGAUAGUAUGCGAAUGAGGACACAAUGACGCACAAAGACUGAUGGGAAAUGUAGUUUUGUUACAUGAAGCUUUAAAGUCUGUUUGAACCGAAAGUUACUGCAGACUUUAAUUUUGUAUGAAGAUGUAUUUCCAAC
Danio rerio (zebrafish) is the source of this 5165-nucleotide messenger RNA. NCBI's taxonomy places the organism in Eukaryota, Metazoa, Chordata, Actinopteri, Cypriniformes, Danionidae. The record is from RefSeq and is a predicted model, not a curated record.